GAGUAAAACGCUUUCUUUGAGGAGCAGACUCUGAAAACGAUAGCAGCUAAGUGAAUCUAUGCUCUGAUUUUGCAGUUUUCUUGUUGGUUCUGCUGGGUUUUUUCUUUCUUUUUCUUGGGAGGUGGGGAGAUCAACCAGUCAAUGCAAGCUUGUGCUCCCUGUUCAACGUUGGUCAGUCAUCAAGACGGGUGAGACAAUAGCAGGUGACCCAUGGAGGAGCGAACAGACAGUCCGGUACCAGUGAAGGUGGAGGAGAACCCUGACAGCGUCGUCCUGACGUACUUCAAGGGCGACAUUAGCAGCAUGGUGGACGCACACUUCUCAAGGGCUCUGGGCAAAGCCAACAAGGCCUACGAGUCGGGGUUAAGGUCAAAGAAAAUCCGCAAAACUGUAAAACUAGAGAGCUCAGACAACUGCCAGGGGAGCAUGUCCGCCCCUUACUUCGAGGCCCCGGUGCCCCCGUUAACGGGACACAUCCUGACCCUCAGCUCGGCGGAGGAGACGCCAGGAUCCUGGAACUCGUUCAGGUCAAGAGAAGGGCCGGCGGUGCCCACCAUCAUGUGCUCCCUGUCCCCAGACGGGCUGAGUCUCACUGGACAGCAGUACUCGACAUCCCUGCUCAACCUGCUGCACGGCGACCGGGGCGAGAUGGGAGCCGCCAUCGCCUCCAGCUCCAAGCCGGACCCGCUUCCAGGCUGGGCGGUGCCUGCGGGGUACAGGGAGUCUGUGGACCCUCCAAUAGGCUUCGAACCUGGGCGACAUGGGGAUAAAAAGGACUUGUACUGGUACUGAGGUGAAACACGGAGUGCAGAAGGAACAGAGGAGCGCUUUAGCCACCGCAGCGUCUUUCUGUUGGUUUCAGCAGAGCAGCAUUUUGAUUUCCUGACGAUGUUCUCUCUCUAUUGUUUGCUGAGAUGACCUCAGCACCUGAGCGCGCACUGGGACAGCCUCUGCUGAAGGAAGCUCUCGGUGGCAAACCAGUUCCUCAGCUUUUGGCAUUCCUUUUUUAAGUAUCAGAGCUGUGUCUCUGUUUUCACAUGUCUAGAGGUGAAGCUGGAUGAUGUGCACUGUCUUUGUGGGUUUUACUUCAGUCAACAGGCCGGUGUUGAGUCUGAAAACUGUGAGCCUCUUAGAUGUGUAAAAAUUAAUGCAGCUACAACCUGAUCGACCUUUAGUUCACCUCGGUGAGUUUAUGGAAGAUACUCAGACAGGGAGGGGAAGCUUUGCUUGGUCAUUAGCAAUAAUCAGAGGCAGCCACCACUGCUUACAAAGAAAUAAUAAAAGAAUGAUGCCUUUUAAUUAAACAAUGUGUUUCUGACCCUGUUGGUGGAUUUGAGCCCACAGUCUUUAUGAAGAAAUGUACAGGAUACCUAAUAAUCAGUAGAUAGAUGCUCUGAAGUGUUGGUUUCUUUGCAGGGUUUUUUUUAAAUGUAUAUUUUAAUUUCUCUUUAUUUGGAUGAAAAGGUAAUAACUGAACUUUGUCUGCUCCUGUUAGAUGUUUAGCUUUAUAACUCCAGAUGUGUGUGAAUAAAUUGUUUUUUUUUUUUUUUUUUUUUGAGGAAAUUUAUAGUUAAAUUUGAUAUCUUAACACACUAUAAAAAUACACAACACCUUUAUUUAUGUUUGACAGCAAAUCAGAAUGAACCUUUCAGCACAGAGUAUAAAAUUAUCUAUGUUUCCAAAAUGUACAGUACUGACCAGAGGAUAAAUGUCCAAAAGUUUAAGUUUGACUCCAUCUGUAAUCUAUAAUCUGGGGAUUUUAUGUUGCUUUAGGAUUACUGACUUCUUCCUCUCUGAGUGGCUUGUCAUUGCAGAAACUGUUUAUGUGCAAAUUUUACAGCAAAACACAAAUUUAAAAUAAGCUGAAUUUAAAAUUGCCAUAAUUUAUGUAAUUAACUGAUCAUUGUCAACUGAGGUUUUCUCAGAUUAUUGAGAAAAUCAGUAAAAUCUAAUUGCACGAAAACACCUGAAUUGAAGAAAGUAAUUAAAAAGAAUUAAUCUUUUAUUAUUCUGUCAUUUAAUGACUAUUAAAAUCGUACAUAAUCCUAAAUGACAUAAAGCAGGACGAGUUUGGACAGAUUUAAUGUCAGAUGGUGUUUUUAUGUAUUAUAUCUAAAUAUCUGGUUUUAACUAUAUGAAGAAACUAGUUUAUUUGUUACCUUUUUCUUCAAAUCAGUUUAUAGUCAGCUAUAGUUAAUAAGAUAGUUAACCUACUACCUUUCAUUUAACAUAUUGUUGAUAAAACUCGUAUUCUUCCUUUUUGAGUCUGUAUGGUUGAGCUCUGCCAGCUUCACCUAUUAAACAUGUUGGGCAUUAAAAGUUUUGAUUGUUUUUUAAUAACUAAAAAUUUGUUGCAAAAAGUAGUUAGAAAGAAAAAUACAUUUUGGGUAUUCUACAUGCAAAUGCAAUGUUUUUGUUGUUGUUUGUUUUAAUAUACGAAAAUUAUAAAGAAUUAAAAACCUAUGAAUAAAUAUGUCUACUUUUUUUA
Molecule: messenger RNA, 2488 nt
Organism: Poeciliopsis prolifica (blackstripe livebearer)
Lineage: Eukaryota; Metazoa; Chordata; Actinopteri; Cyprinodontiformes; Poeciliidae
Product: transcription cofactor vestigial-like protein 3
Exons: 4
Coding region: 211-792 (193 amino acids)
Biological process (GO): regulation of transcription by RNA polymerase II
Cellular component (GO): nucleus
Source: RefSeq, a predicted model, not a curated record